Molecule: messenger RNA, 756 nt
Organism: Lactuca sativa (garden lettuce)
Lineage: Eukaryota; Viridiplantae; Streptophyta; Magnoliopsida; Asterales; Asteraceae
Molecular function (GO): nucleic acid binding; zinc ion binding
Source: RefSeq, a predicted model, not a curated record
AUGCCACCCCAACAUUGGUCCAUACCUCACUUCACAGGAAGAGCACAUUGUGAUGCAUUGUUAAACACCCUUUGUGAGACAUUGAAUAGCAAACUUGUCAAGGGUCGUGAAAGACCAAUUAUAAGUUGCUUGGAGUUUAUUAGAGAGUACAUAAUGAAGAAGCUUGUUGUUGUCCAAAAGACAAUUGACAAAUGCUCUGGACCACUAAAUCCUACAGCUACCGAGACUCUAGAGAAGAUCAAAGCUGAAGCUGCAAAGUAUAGGGCUGUGUUUUGUGGAAAUGGGAAGUAUCAGUUCACAGGUGGUGAAGGUGUGGACCAAUGUGUAGUUGACAUAACACAAAGUACAUGCUCAUGUAACAAGUGGGAGGUCACUGGCAUACCAUGCAAUCACACAAUUGUAGCUAUAUGGGAUAUGAGGAGAAAUAAUGAGAAUGUUGGGAUACCUGAAACAUGGGUUCACCCAACGUACUGGUUGAAGACAUGGCAAGAGAUGUAUGCCUUUAAAAUUGAACCAAUUAAUGGGAGGAUGAUGUGGACAAAAAGUACUUGUUCAACAAAGUUACUACCACCAAAACAUCAUGUGCCUAUUGGUAGGCCAAAAAAGAAAAGAAGAAGAUCUUCUACUGAAGAUGAUAGUGCUAAAGGGACUAGAACAGUUAGAUGUUCAAAGUGUGGAAAUGUUGGGCAUAAUGGAAGGAGCUGCAAGGGGCAGGCAGUGGGAGGAUCACAGGCCAGUGGUAAUGAUGUGAGAUAG